GCCGUCAAAAUUUCCCGGAGCAGAGGCAGAGCUCAUAGCGGAGUGUGGGCAGCCCAAGAACCACCGCCAGGGAGUCGCAACCGUGAUAGUUGAAGCUCCCGUCCCACACCUCAUUCCCAGCGCAGCAGCAGCCAUUGAUUCUACCUGUCGCCAGCGCCACCCUUGAUAUCACGCCCUCCAACAACCUGCGACGACGAGCGAGCAAUAGGUUGUCGAACAACCCCGCGCCGCCAACCAUCCUUCCCCCACGAAAGACAAACCGAGCGACGACGACAGAGGAAAGAAGAGACAAACCAUGUUGUACGAGACAAUCGGCAUUGUCCGCUCCGGGCACCUCCCCGAAGUAAAAGAGCUGGUCCUCACGGCCGGCAAGAUCAUCCUCCAGCAGGGGGGUGUCAUCCGCGACAUCCGCAACUGGGGCACCUUCUCCCUCCCCCAGGCCAUCUCCCGCGGCCAGCAGCGCCACACAAAGGGCCACUACUUCAUCAUGCGCUACGACUGCGGCAUCAAGGCCAACGAGCAGGUCCGCAAGACGCUCGCCCUCGAUGUGCGCGUCAUCCGGUCCGCCAACGUCAAGCUCGGCAACGGCAAGCUCGAGACGCUGAGCAAGUUUGGCGAGAUUCGGUGGGAUAAGCUGGAGGGGGAGGUGUAAGAGAUGCGGUAGCGGAAAAGAAAAAGAAAAAAAAGGAAAAGAAAAAAAAAGCGAAAAAUAGAAACGGGAUACCCAGAGAUGAACAAUGAACGUGAGGAGCUUACAAGGGAAAGGAGGCGAUUUCAGAGAUAAGAGUUACUGUAUGAUAUGUAUUGUAUAUGGAUUGGCAUGGGAAGUAUGGAAGAAGAGGC
Molecule: messenger RNA, 843 nt
Organism: Podospora pseudocomata
Lineage: Eukaryota; Fungi; Ascomycota; Sordariomycetes; Sordariales; Podosporaceae
Exons: 2
Coding region: 296-652 (118 amino acids)
Biological process (GO): translation
Cellular component (GO): mitochondrial small ribosomal subunit; ribosome
Molecular function (GO): small ribosomal subunit rRNA binding; structural constituent of ribosome
Source: RefSeq, a predicted model, not a curated record